Molecule: messenger RNA, 2827 nt
Organism: Setaria italica (foxtail millet)
Lineage: Eukaryota; Viridiplantae; Streptophyta; Magnoliopsida; Poales; Poaceae
Product: EIN3-binding F-box protein 1
Exons: 2
Coding region: 243-2129 (628 amino acids)
Biological process (GO): SCF-dependent proteasomal ubiquitin-dependent protein catabolic process
Cellular component (GO): SCF ubiquitin ligase complex
Molecular function (GO): protein binding
Source: RefSeq, a predicted model, not a curated record
GCACUCCUCCCCCAUCGCACCACCCACCUCCCUCCUCCUUCCCCAACCCGUCCCCCUCCCACCUCCUCCUCCUCCUCCGCCAUUUUUUCCCUGUCGCGGCAAGGCGAUAGGGUUCGGCGUUUCUUCCCCCAACCCUCCGAUCAACUGGUGCUGUUCCUUCUCUUCCUUCCUGUUCUUGCGCCGGCGUUCUUGGAGCAGGCUCCGGCUUCUUCCGCGGCGUUCUUGGCCUUUGGCGGCUCGACAUGUCUCCGUUCCAGGGAUACAGAGGUGAUGGCGCUCUCGCCGGCGUCCGGUCGCGGAAGCGCGUGUUCGCGUCGGCGGCCGCUGAGCCCGCCGUGACGGCCGCGCCCAAGCGGCAGAAGCGGAGGGAGGAGCCGUCCCUGGACGCGCUCCCGGACGAGUGCCUCUUCGAGGUCCUCCGCCGCGUGCGGGGCGCCCGCGCGCGCUGCGCCUCGGCCUGCGUCUCCCGCCGCUGGCUCGCGCUCCUCGCAGGCAUCCGCGCCUCCGAGGCCGUGCUCGCCCCGCCCGCCCCCGCCGUGCCGGACCUCAACCAGGAGUACCUCGGCGGCGAGGACGACGACGAGGCCGACCUCAUGGACCACGACGGCGACGCCCGCGAGAGGACCCUCGAGGGCAAGGAGGCCACGGACGCGCGCCUCACGGCGGCGGCCGUCGCCGGCCGCCUUUCCGCCGUCUCCGUCCGCGGGAGCCACCCGGCGCGCGGCGUCACUGACGCCGGCGUCUCCGCGCUCGCCCGCGGCUGCCCGGCCCUCCGGUCCCUUUCCCUGUGGGAUGUUCCACAGGUGACGGACGCCGGGCUCGCCGAGAUCGCCGCCGAGUGCCACGCGCUGGAGCGGCUUGACGUCACUGGUUGCCCGCUGGUCACGGACAAGGCCCUUAUUGCCGUCGCUCAGGGGUGCCCGGAGUUGAAGUCGUUGACCAUCGAGGCGUGCUCUGGUGUUGCCAACGAGGGUCUCAAGGCAAUUGGCCGGAGCUGCACGAAGCUGCAGGCGGUGAACAUCAAGAACUGCGCUCAUGUUGAUGAUCAGGGUGUGUCUGGCCUCGUCUGCUCCGCAACCGCUUCAUUGGCCAAGGUCCGGCUCCAGGGUCUGAGCAUUACUGAUGCUUCUCUCGCGGUGAUUGGGUACUAUGGGAAGGCAAUCACAGACCUCACCCUCGCUCGCCUCCCAGCAGUUGGUGAGAGGGGAUUUUGGGUGAUGGCCAAUGCCAUGGGCCUUCAGAAGCUCAGAUGUAUGACUGUCACCUCCUGCCCGGGACUCACGGAUCUUGCUCUUGCAUCUGUUGCCAAGUUCAGCCCAAGUUUGAAGCUUGUUAACCUCAAGAAGUGCAGCAAGGUCUCAGAUGGUUGCCUCAAGGAAUUCGCCGAAUCAGCAAGGGUUCUGGAGAACCUGCAGAUUGAGGAAUGCAACAAGGUUACUCUCAUGGGCAUUCUUGCUUUCCUCCUCAACUGCAGUCCGAAGUUUAAGGCUCUCUCUUUGGUCAAAUGCAUUGGGAUCAAGGACAUCUGCUCUGCACCUGCACAGCUUCCAGUAUGCAAGUCGCUUCGCUCCCUGACCAUCAAGGAUUGCCCGGGUUUCACAGAUGCCAGCUUGGCCAUGGUGGGCAUGAUCUGCCCUCAGUUGGAGAAUGUCAAUUUGAGCGGCCUUGGUGCAGUCACCGACAAUGGCUUCCUUCCAUUGAUCAAGAGUUCUGAGAGCGGGCUGGUCAAUGUUGAUUUGAAUGGCUGUGAGAAUCUCACAGAUGCAGCUGUUUCUGCCUUGGUGAAGGCACAUGGUGCUUCUCUUGCACACCUUAGCCUUGAGGGCUGCAGUAGGAUUACUGAUGCAAGCCUGUUUGCAAUCUCUGAGAGCUGCAGCCAGCUUGCUGAGCUUGAUCUUUCAAACUGCAUGGUCAGCGACUAUGGUGUUGCAGUCUUGGCGGCAGCAAAGCAGCUCAAGCUUCGCAUCCUCUCACUUUCUGGUUGCAUGAAGGUCACCCAGAAGAGUGUUCCUUUCUUAGGCAGCAUGUCUUCAUCCUUGGAAGGACUCAAUCUCCAGUUCAACUUCAUCGGCAACCACAACAUCGCCUCACUGGAGAAGCAGCUCUGGCGGUGCGACAUCCUUGCUUAGAGCAACAAGAAGGCGAUUAGUUGCUGGAGAUGCUGGGUCAACCUUCUCCAGAUGCAAAUAUACAACCGUAGCGGUAGUACUUCAGUCCAUGCUUCAUAGUUGAGUCUGGUUUCCGGCUCGUGUUUGUGCCAUGGUGGGUCUCCUGUUUGUCUUAGGGCCUGGUUGUUUUCCUGAGGGGGCAUUUUUUGCCGAGGCUGUUUUUUUGCAGGUGUCCUCAUGUGAGGAUGUCUGUUCCUUGAGCCUUCGGCAGCCAUUACCAUGGUGCCCUGCCCCCUCCAUCCCAACCUAAGCCCUUGUGAUCAGAGUCACCUCACCAUGCAGUUUCUCAAGUCGUGUUUGGAGCUCAAGUAUUGUCAAGUGUGUCUUCUUUCCAGUACUACUCUGGUUAUAGAGUUUGCAGACAUCAACGCCUCUUUGAGUUUGUAGCCCCGGUAUCUUCAAUGUCUGGGUGUCUGCAACCUCGUCGAGUUCAGUUUGUUGGUCACGGAUGGUUGCUGGUUCGCAGUGUCGGUAGGGUUUGCCUAUGUGCUUGGGGAUCUGGCCUUUGCAAGGCUCAUUCUGUAGAGCCUUUGCCAUGACAACCCUGUGCGGUUGUUUUUCUCCUCCAGAUAUGAUUUUGCAGGCAGGUGAUUGUUUGAUACACUGUAACCUUUGCAACCUUCUGAAGAUAAAUAAAGCUUGUGUUCCCUUUCAAGUCA